This is a messenger RNA of Pollicipes pollicipes, 984 nucleotides long. RefSeq lists its product as uncharacterized. NCBI's taxonomy places the organism in Eukaryota, Metazoa, Arthropoda, Thecostraca, Pollicipedomorpha, Pollicipedidae. The record is from RefSeq and is a predicted model, not a curated record. The transcript is spliced from 8 exons. The coding region runs from base 367 to 984 and encodes 205 amino acids.
AAGGAGCUGGAGGUCACGGCGGGUCAGGUGCCGGCCCUGGAGAAACGCGUCUACGAGCUAGAGACGUUGCUGAAGCGCAGGUCUGGCAGCCAGCCACGCGCACUCUCCCACGUGGACAGCGGCCUCUACUCAACCUCGGAGAGCGAGCACGAGGAGACUCGACCCCACAACCCAGGCACGGAGACCAGCUCGGGUGAGAACCCAGGCACGGAGGCCAGCUCAGACGACAUUGGCCGAACCACUGCUGGAACGGGAGCCGAAACCGAAGCCGGAGUCGGAGUCGAAGCCAGAGCCGCGACCGAAACCGAUCCGGGGAGUGCCGCCGCGGCGGAGGCUGACGGCCGCACCCCACCCGGACAUGACCGGAUGACGUCAUCACCGGUCGCGGUCGCCGAUGACGUCACCGACCCUGCACGCUCGCCGCUCAGAGAGUCAGCGGAGACGCCGACGCGAGCUGCCUCUUCGUCUGCCACGGAGGAGGAGCACGACGCUCUCAUCCGGCUGGAGGAGCAAGUGCAGUGGCUGCGUCAGCAGUUCCUGGACGCCGAACAGGAGUGGGAGCAGGAGCGCCGCCAGCUAAUGCAGGAGGUCACGCAGCGACAAGAGGACUGCCAGCUGAUGGCCAGCGAUAUUCAGCACCUGGAGCAGGAGCAGCAGCCGCUCCUGCUUCUUCAGGAGCGGGCCAACAGUGUGCUGGACGUCUUACGGAAUCUUCGACACGUGAACAUUUCGACUCGCGCGCUGGGCCGCCUGGUGUACGACGCCCUGGAGCGGUGUCAGGAGACGGACGGCGGCCAGGCGGCCUUCCGGUUCCUAAACGCCCUGCACCGGGCCGCCUCGGGCUACGAGCGUCUGAGCACCGAGAGCCUGAUCCAGCUGGCGCUGGAGGGUCUGGGCCCCGACCGGAGCCGCGCCAGUAAUACUACCGCGCUCUCCACUAACAACCUGCGUUGUCCGGUGUUUGUCGACCUUCCGCGCACUUGA